Messenger RNA from Owenia fusiformis, 726 nucleotides. NCBI's taxonomy places the organism in Eukaryota, Metazoa, Annelida, Polychaeta, Sabellida, Oweniidae. The record is from the annotation of a GenBank genome assembly.
UUGAAUAUAUACAUAUUAUUAUUUCUCUCUGAUUUAGAAAAUCUUCAUGUACAUGUUUUAUCUAUGUCAUCCCAUGCCUAUGUAUCCAGAGAAUUUACAUGUAUUUCUGUAGGCAUUACAGUCACAAUUGUAUGCUAAUUAUUUUCUACAUCUGAUAAAUUUUCCUCAUGCAUAUUGGCUACCAGUUUCAGUAUUAUCCACCAAAGGAAGUACUUUCCGAUUCACAUUAAACAGCAUCUGCAAAGUUAAUACUAUAUGUUUCACUAUGCUCGUAUUAAAACUCAUAUUAUUGGCACUAGCCAUUUAUUGCAUUAUAAUAACCUGCAAGUUCUCAUUGCAUGUGUGGACAUAUAUCUCACUUGGCCUUUUUAAUUUCAGUAUGUGUACAUGGGGUAUGGUGAUCUCUCUCGUCAUCAGUCCUGCAAGCAAGGGUAUAGGAUAGUCAUGCCUGUUAGCUCACAACAAUGGAGAAUGGCAGUAGGGUGUUUCAACAGCUUCGCAAUAUAUCCUCUUCACGAGUAUCCUAAAGUUUCAACGGUGCACCCAGAAUGUCUGCUCAUUAGAUUAGCAACUGUGUUUUUAAGCCUUCUACUGUUCAGUGGAGGCUUACAUUUUAACCUUGACAUUUGUUGUUUGAAAUUCAUUGCAAUUGCCAUCAUUUUUGUGUGUCAAGUUUUGUAUAUUCUUGUGAAACUGUUUACACUUAUUCUGGUCACCAGAUCAAUC